Messenger RNA from Struthio camelus australis, 4689 nucleotides. The record is from RefSeq and is a predicted model, not a curated record. NCBI's taxonomy places the organism in Eukaryota, Metazoa, Chordata, Aves, Struthioniformes, Struthionidae.
AUGUUGGUGCUCCCACAUGACGAUCCUCCUUUCCGUUCAAGUUGGUGUUUAACAGGGUCACAUGAUUCUUUCAGCUACUGGGUUGAUGAGAAAUCUCCUGUGGGACCAGACCAAGCCACAGCCAUCAAACGUUUGGCUAGAAUUUCUUUGGUUAAAAAGAUAAUGAAGAAGUGGUCGGUGACUCAAAACCUGACUUUCAAAGAGCAGCUGGAAGGUGGGAUUCGCUACUUUGAUCUUCGUGUGUCUUCGAAGCCUGGAGAAAUAGGGCGGCAGGAGAUUUACUUCAUACAUGGCUUGUUUGGCAUCAAAGUAUGGGAUGGGCUGAUGGAAAUGAACACUUUCCUUGGACAACACCCCAAGGAAGUCAUCUUCUUGGACUUCAAUCACUUCUACGCCAUGGACGACAGCCAUCACUUUUACUUGAUCAACAGGAUCCGCUCAGCAUUUGGAUCCAAACUUUGUUCCGUUGCAUGUGUAGAACAUGUGACGUUACAGUACAUGUGGGAGAAGAAGCACCAGGUUCUCAUUUUCUACCACUACCCUCUCUACCGGGAAUACCCCUUCCUGUGGCCAGGGAGUAAAAUGCCCGCACCAUGGGCAAACACAACCAACGUGCACAAACUCUUACAGUUCCUGGAGACCACUCUCGAGGAACGAAGUCGUUAUGGAACUUUUCACGUUUCUCAAGCAAUUCUCACGCCUCGAGUGAAAACUAUUGCACGACAUCUAAUCCGCGGUCUGAAGAAUACGCUUGUUCAUAGGAACCUGCCUAUGAUUUUGAAUUGGGUAAAAACACAGAAACCAGGCGUUAUGGGUGUUAACAUAAUUACAUCAGACUUCGUGGAGCUGGUUGACUUUGCUGCUACAGUUAUUGCAUUAAAUGAUCUUCUUUUAGAAGAGGACAAACCUGCAACUAAAUCCUGAUUGCUGUAUCCCGUUGUAUCCUCAGUGGAGAUCUUCAGACUCUAAACUUUUUAUUUAUUAAAUGAAACCUAUUGUAACUUCUGUUCAUUUAAAAAAAAAAAAAUUUUGUAGAGGAAGUGUGGUUAAAAAUCAUAUCCAGGAGGGUCUCUUCUCCCACUGGUGUGUAGGUCUGAAUGGAACACAAAGUACUGAGUGCCGCUGCAUGGCCCUUUGUGGUUACAUGUUUGACUAAGCUAUGCACACAUCUGCUGCAGUACAGAGUAUUGUCUGCCUGCCAGCAAGAUGCUGGCCCCUGAAGCAGAUGUACCCAAUUACUGUACAUGUCUCCCUGGUGACUGGACUCACCGUGUCUGUGUGUGCAUCCUGCUUGUUUCUCGACUCAAGGACUCAAACCCAAGAUCACUGCUGAUCCCUUAGCAGUGGUUUUACCAGGCCAACCAGGAUGGUGUCGUUCUUCUGGCCACCUCAGGCAUAGAUUUCAGCUGGAAGCUGCUGUUAUACUCAUUAAACUGUUCUGGGCACUACCUCUGACUUGCUUGAAGAAACAAUAUUGCUGUUGUUCAGGGGAAGCUGUUAAUGCUGUGUUGAAUACUCUAACUGUAGUUUGGGCCUGAGAUUGGGCUUGGAAUGCUCUGCCUCUUUGGACUCCAAACUCUUAUUCUGGACCUCUUUAAUGCACAUACUGCAAUCAUGUUCAAGUGUGUAUUUCCUCUUUGGAAUUAAUUUGGUAAUUUGGAGGAAAUUUCAGUACUCAGAUUAUGAGAUUUAUAACUCACAAGUCUGAAUUCUUGUUGUGAGGCAUUUGAGAAACUGUCCAGCAACCUUUCCCUCUCGCUUGUGGUCGCUUAGGUUUUUUUUCCCAUCUAUUGAGUUUUCUUUGGGUAAAACUUCUCACUCAGAUAACUUUUGUGGAAGGAGGAGGGCUAAUUUGUAGUUUGUCCAAAAAAAAAAAAAAAUUGGAGCUAGUAAGGACUGCUCAAAACCCAAAUAUCAAAUCUGAGGUUUGUAGUGUGGUGGUGAAUUCCAUAAAUCUGAUCCAAAUAUUAUGCUUGCAGUCAGAGCUGAUGUGCUAAGAACAGCUACAGUGGAAGUAUUUUCUCAGCCUGCACCAACUUUUGUGACUAAGGAAUAGCGACACACACAGGCAGACAGUGGUGCUAAUUCUUUAUGUAGUCAUAUUCAUUUCUCUGUUGAUCCACAACAAAAUGUUACCACAUGUUUCACAGUCACAUGUUGGUACACAUCAGUACUUAAUUGACUAACUGAUAGCAAUCCUACAGUCUGAUUUAUCUUAGGAUUUAAACAACUGACUUGUUAGCAGAUAACUUCUCUGCUCUGUUGUCUUCCUAAAGCAACUGUUGGGUGCACUAAUCAUUCAGUGAUUACUAACUUAUUUUAAUCUUCUUAUGUUACUUAAGUGGAUGGAUUGUCUUCAUAGAUAUUUUAUUCAAGAAAAAUGAAUCUGUUUAUUAUGUCUUCCUAUCUUGUGUCUGCAACUAUGGUAUCACAGUACUGAAAAAUCCCAAAGCAUUUUUCUUGUUUGCUGCAAGCUCUGAACUCAGACAAGGUUAUCUGUUUGCAAACCUUCCAUGCGAACCUUGGCCAAGUUCUGAGCAGACCAAUCUGAUUUAUCUGUUUGUUGCAUGUUUUUCAUUAGAGAUCUUUGAAUUUUUUAACUGAAUCUUUUUUUCUAAAGGAAUGGGGGGUUCUGUUUUUUUUCAGUCUAUCAUCUUUCAUUUCAGUGAGAGGGGGACAAAUAAUGAAAAGCAGUUUUGGGAAACUAAAAAUCAACCUUUUGGUUUAAAACUUUGUUUGAAAAUCCCAGCAGAACACUUUUAUUGUUUGUUGAUGAAACUAUUACCUGUUUUGAACAGCUCUACUGUCUGCAAAGUGAUUUAAAAUGUAUAGAUUUUAUUUAGCUGAAAUUUGUGUUAACCUACUAUUCUCAUUGCCCAAACUCUAGUAAUAUUACAUAUACAGGUUUAGUUUCAGGGGUCUGUCCUAGAGCUCAAACCCCCCCCCCCCCCCCCAAAAAAAAAAAAACCCUGGUGUGAAUGCAGAUAAAACAAAUGAAUAAUACAUUUGUAAGAUUUCCUUCAGAAGUGGAGGACAAGGCUAGAAGGUGAAGUAAGUGUAAUGUUUGUCUUUGACCCUUAAUAUAUUUUGUACUGUAUAUAUCUACCUCAAAAGAGAUUUAUCGUAGCCAAUGUUUAUACUGUGUGUGCAGAGUAAUGACUGAGUGAGUCCUUCUGCUGUAUUUAUUUGACUAGAGAUGUGAUGAUUGUAACUCAGGGCUUUGGUUUAGAUAUCUUUAAAUACAAACUGGAAAGUUUCUCAAACAUUUUUUGCUGACUCUUACCUCUUGAAAUAGGACAAAGGAGUGCUAGGAGUUAAGAAUGUUAGCAGGGGGGAGGAGAAAUGGGAAAUAGCUUUUUGAAUUAAUCAUGAAGUAGGGAGGAAGAGAAACAGUUCUGUAAGUUCAGCCUGUCUGAAGAUACUUGCACGUAAUUUCAUAUGAGUGCUUGGUUCCAUGUGAGGAACACGACAUGCUUGGUGGUCAGCUGGGUAAUCGGUGGAUAGGCAUGAUCCCCUUCUACCAGAUACCUCCUAUAGAUCCCCUGGGCAAUAUUAAUGCUGAUACAUAGAAUUGAUUUUAGGGCAGUCCUAAACCAGCUUAAGCAAUAUGAACUGCAUUUCUCCUAUUUCACAUCAUAGCCCAUAACAGCAUACGGUGUGCUUAUCUCUGACACAGCACCACAGCAUACCCCUAUUCCCUCAUGCUUUGAAACUGAACUCAUCUAGGACUUGAACUGUGGGCUAUGGGCUCUACUUUUCCAGCAUUAAAGAAGUAAAACUCAAAAGAUGAGCUGGAUAGGAGGUGAGGACCAUGGAACUACAGCGGUAGUUUGUGUCUGGUUCCCACAUUCAAGGUGUAGCAGGUCUUAGCCAAGUUUCAGGCGGCAGAACGGAUCAGGGCUGGGAGGUGAGUGCCAGUGGGUGUACCUGCUGCUGAGGAAGGUGCCUGAGAUCCCAGCCUCUGACUGGGCUGCAGCUGGGCCUAGUAUAGAACCCACCAUCUGUAAGAGCAUGUAGGUACAAACUUGAGGAAAAGCUUGAGUGGCAUUAAGGCAAGGGAAAGGUAGUGAUGCUGACUGCUUCUCUUGUCCGUGCUGUCAAUGUAGGGGCUACCGUGUUUUUAAUCUUGCUUAAAUCUUUCCAAAGGAGUAGAAUUGAUUUUUAAACUAUUUAGAUGGAUAAUAUCCCAGUAGAAUUAUUUUUAGGACUUGACCAUUCUGUAGAUUUUGGGAGAGGAAAAGUCAGUACACUGAUAACUGUUUGAGGCAAAAUAUUUACCUGAAUUGCAUAUUCCUGAAUAAUUUAUUUGUAUCACUUGUUAUGACAGAUUCAGUUUGUUUAUCCAUUAUUUUAUGGCUGUCAUCUCUCUUCCUAAUGUGCAGCCACUGAACACUGAGCACGCUGGUGGUACGCUGUUCUCCUGGCACUGAUCGCCGAUCAUCAUGCACAAUUCAGGGGUGUGCAUGAGGCAUCAAUAGCCUGUGCAUAUAUCCCUGAUGGAGAGCAGCAAGGAGAGGAUGGUUAGGAAGUGUUUAUGAAUUUUAUUAUUUUUCUGUGUGCUUGUAGGUGAAAGCAAAUGGGAGUUAUAACUAGAUCUUUGCAGACUAUCAAUUUUUCAGCUGCUUGUUUGGGUACUGCUGUCUUAGUAUAUUCAACAACCAUAAAGCUGGGAGUUGUAUGUUUAUUUUU